This is a messenger RNA of Lacerta agilis (Sand lizard), 1714 nucleotides long. Its product is annotated as epoxide hydrolase 1-like. The record is from RefSeq and is a predicted model, not a curated record. Gene Ontology annotation, biological process: epoxide metabolic process; arachidonate metabolic process. Gene Ontology annotation, molecular function: epoxide hydrolase activity. The coding region runs from base 75 to 1499 and encodes 474 amino acids. Lineage: Eukaryota; Metazoa; Chordata; Lepidosauria; Squamata; Lacertidae. The transcript has 9 exons.
GGAAGGGUUUUCCGAAGGCAUUAGCCCUGGGUCAAAGCUGCACUCUUGUUGAUUCAUAGGCCCAUCUUGCAGACAUGUGGCAGCAGAUCCUGCAGAAUGUCAGGUCUUAUGACUCACCCCAGAAAAACAUGAUUGCAGCUUCUUGUGCGCUCGGAGGUGGAGGCCUCCUAGUAUAUUGGCUUCUGUCUAGGCAGAGGAUGAAGACCCUAGAAAUGGGAGAUGGAUGGUGGGGCUCUGGAGAGAGGCCACAUACUGAUGUAGAAGAUAAAGGAAUUAGACCUUUCAAAGUAGAGACAUCAGAGGAGGAAAUCCAGGAUUUGUACCAGCGUCUCGAUCAGACCCGCUACACAUCACCACUGGAAGGGGCUGCCUUCAACUACGGUUUCAACUCCAACUAUCUGCAGAGAGUGGUCUCCUACUGGAGAACCCAGUUUGACUGGCAAAAACAAGUUAAAAUCCUCAACCAGUACCCACAUUAUAAGACAACCAUUGAAGGAAUUGAAGUUCAUUUCAUCCAUGUGAAACCAUCUCACACCCCGAAAGGUCAGAGUGCCAGGCCGUUGCUGAUGGUGCAUGGUUGGCCCGGCUCCUUCUAUGAAUUCUAUAAGAUCAUCCCACUGCUUACGGACCCUACUGGUCAUGGACUGAGUGGCGAAAAUGUGGUGUUUGAGAUCAUCUGUCCAUCCAUCCCAGGUUAUGGUUUCUCAGAGGCCCCUCACAAACAGGGCUUUGAUUCAUUGGCUGCUGCUCGAAUCUUUCACAAGCUAAUGCAGAGACUUGGCUUCCAGGAUUAUUACCUACAGGGUGGAGACUGGGGUUCCAAGAUCACCACAAACAUAGCCCAGAUGGUGCCACAGUCUGUAAAAGGGCUUCAUCUGAACAUGGUUUUCAUCACUAAUGUUAGCUUGAUUGGUUUACUACUGGGAGCCUACGUACCAUGGCUGGUGGGCCUCACCAGGGAAGACGUGCGUCGUUUAUUCCCAUACUUUGAGAAGCAUGUGUAUGAAAUUUUGCGAGAAUCUGGUUACUUACACAUCCAGGCCACCAAGCCUGACACAGCAGGCUGUGGAUUGAAUGAUUCUCCUGUGGGACUUGCUGCAUACAUCCUGGAGAAAUUCUCCACCUGGACAGACAAAUCAUUCCGGAACAUGGACAAUGGAGGUCUGGAAAGGAAAUACUCUCUUGAUGACCUUUUGACCAAUAUCAUGAUUUACUGGGUCACUUCCUCCAUUGUACCAUCAAUGCGUUUUUACAAGGAGAAUUUUUCCCAGAGUCCCCAUACUGCUCCUGACAACAGGAUUGAAGUCUAUGUUCCUACUGGUAUUGCUGCCUUCCCUGGUGAACUUACUCAUGCCCCACGUUCCUGGGCAAAGAAGAAGUUUAAGAACAUUGUCACCUAUUCCUACAUGCCACGGGGCGGACAUUUUGCUGCCUUUGAGGAACCGGCGCUUUUAGCUCAAGACUUCAGGCAGUUUGUGAAGAAGGUGGAACACCUGUAAGUUAAUAUUAAAUGGCACAAGCAUUGCAGAGAGCUCUAUGAACCAAGAGUUGGAAGCUUUCCAACAACUAAACAGCACUUAAAGCAUGUAUUUACUCCUUAAGUUUUGGAUAGGCAAGUAUUUUUCUAUGAGGCUAGCUGUGGAAGCCAUACAAAGUAGUGUAAAAAAGGGGGGGAGACACUGUUUACAUUAAAGCAACUUCUUUUUAAAGCCAA